AUGUUUGCUCUUCCAUGGCCAAUGCAUAUUAUGAGGCCACAAGUCAUUCUCCAUUUUUGUGUUUUGUAUAUUCUACUAAAUCCUGAUUGAAAUUGUUUUAAAUAAUGGAUAUAUUUCGUAUCUUGAAUUAUGUCAUUAACAUAACUAUCAAGGACCCAAUCAAUGUCAUUUGCUCAGUAUUAUCAUCGUACAUAUUUCAGUGGAAAUUGAAAGAUCAACAGUUGAUUAGAGAAGAGUCCCAAUAAAAUAUUUUUGUAAAGAAGGAAAUCAUGUUAUUAGGCAAGAUAUGUAGUAGAGUUGAAACCAUUGAUGUAAUUUAUACCAUAUCAUUUUUGGAUUUGUUUGCUGUUGGAUUGACUUUUCCUCUCUUCGCUACAUUUUUAAGAGAUUUGGGUUCUUCACAUUCAACCAUUGGUCUCCUUUCUGCCACAUAUUCAGGCAUUCAGGUUUUGUCAGGUCCACUCAUAGGAAGCUGGAGUGACAUAAGAGACAGAAAAACUGUUUUAAAAACUACUCUCCUAAUAUGUGCCUUCUGUUAUGGUUUAUUGGGUGCGACAAAUUCGGUGGUCUGCAUCUUCUUUUUGAGGAUUGUAUUAGGUAUAGUCAAGCACACCCAAACAAUAUGCAAGGCAAUGAUAACAGAUUUAAUUCCACGAAAGAAACAAUCUGAAACAUUUGGCAAAUCUGCCUCCCUUGCUUCCUUAGGUUUUAUCAUUGGCCCCUUUGUAGGAGGAAAUUUGUCAGAAUUAAAACAUGGAUUCACUUAUGUUAGCAUAUUGACAGCCGGAAUAUUCUCAAUUAACUAUGGAAUUGCUUGCCUAUUGCCAGAGACCACCCGAAGAGAAAAAACUGAAAAUAUUUCCAUCUUGAAAAGUGUUAAGAAAGAGUUUGGUAAAACCGUAAAAGAGUUAGUUGACUGUGAUUGGCAGGAACACUGGGAUACUUUCCUGCUAAAGUUUCUCAUGGGUUUGACGAUGGGAUGUUACUUCACGAAUCAAGCCAUUUAUUUGAGAGAAACGUAUCAAAUGUCUCAAAAGCAUAUAGGAUAUAUGAUUUCAUUUUUCAGCAUGAUUGGAAUGAUUUCUGGAUUCUGUAUCAACAAAAUCAAUUCUCUAUACAAAGCAGACAGCAUAUUUACAAGACUUUGUCAUAAUUUCGCGAUAAUGACCUUCUCGUUUUUUGGUGUUUAUUUAUCACCUAAUUUAUUUGUAUUUCUUCUCCUGCUUCUUCCCCUCGCAUUUUCUGCUACUGCUCUCAGGGUAGGUAGCAUGGAGCUGAUGUUUUCAAAGUCUGAAAAAUUACAUAGAGGAUCUUUAUCAGGCACAUCCAACAGUAUUAUGUCUGUGGCCAGGUUUCUAACUCCACUUGUAACUGGUUUUACAAGUGAUAUUUUAAGCGAACAAUCUGUGAUGUUAGUAGCAGUUUUUCCUGCUAGUUUAGGUUUGUUGCUUAGUUGGUUAAUGAAAAGAAAACAUAAAAUCAUUGUUAAAAAUAAAUAAUUUUUUGUUGUUGAA
Leptinotarsa decemlineata (Colorado potato beetle) is the source of this 1514-nucleotide messenger RNA. Its product is annotated as major facilitator superfamily domain-containing protein 9. NCBI's taxonomy places the organism in Eukaryota, Metazoa, Arthropoda, Insecta, Coleoptera, Chrysomelidae. The record is from RefSeq and is a predicted model, not a curated record. Gene Ontology annotation, cellular component: nuclear envelope. Gene Ontology annotation, biological process: transmembrane transport. Gene Ontology annotation, molecular function: transmembrane transporter activity.